Anopheles merus is the source of this 3478-nucleotide messenger RNA. It is a transcript of the gene AP-2mu, whose product is annotated as AP-2 complex subunit mu. The transcript is spliced from 6 exons. The coding region runs from base 505 to 1821 and encodes 438 amino acids. Gene Ontology annotation, cellular component: cytoplasmic vesicle; AP-2 adaptor complex. NCBI's taxonomy places the organism in Eukaryota, Metazoa, Arthropoda, Insecta, Diptera, Culicidae. Gene Ontology annotation, molecular function: clathrin-cargo adaptor activity. Gene Ontology annotation, biological process: clathrin-dependent endocytosis; intracellular protein transport. The record is from RefSeq and is a predicted model, not a curated record.
AUUUUUGGUUGUGUCAUUUGCUGCUUGCGAGCAGUGAGAAGUCAAGGAAGGGGGAAAGAAAAAGAUCGGACAGAAAUUUUUCUCCUUCGCGGUGAUAAUGUUUUUGCGAUUAAUUACGCCCAAGAAAAUGGAUUAAUUUACGGGUGCGCAAGUGUGUUUGUGCGGUUGGUGCGCGGAAAAGUGUGUCUUCGGAGCCAAGCGUGUGUGUGUGUGCGCGGGUUGCCUUCUCAUCCGGAGAGAGGUUUGAUAAGCAGGCACACGGGCUGUGUGUGUGGGACAGGAAGGGGCGCAACCAUCAGUACAAUAAAAUCAGCCACUUUAUCCGGCGGUUUCUGUCUCGUACGACGGAAGCGCGUUGGUUGAUUGCGUAAAGAAGUGAGAGAGAGCGAGCGAGAGAGCGAAAGAGAAUUUAGGAUAGAUUCCAUCGCCUGGCCGAGUGCAUUGCAUUUGGGACCAACAAUAUACUGAUAGCGCGGCACCGACCGACGGCAGCAGGCACCCAUCAUGAUCGGUGGAUUGUUCGUGUACAACCAUAAGGGAGAGGUACUGAUCUCCCGCGUGUACCGCGAUGACAUUGGCCGGAAUGCGGUGGACGCGUUCCGCGUGAAUGUGAUCCACGCCCGGCAGCAGGUCCGGUCGCCGGUAACGAACAUCGCCCGUACGAGCUUUUUCCAUAUCAAGCGGGCAAAUAUCUGGCUGGCGGCCGUAACGAAGCAGAAUGUGAACGCCGCCAUGGUGUUUGAGUUUCUGCUGAAGAUAAUCGACGUGAUGCAGUCGUACUUUGGCAAGAUUUCGGAGGAAAACAUCAAGAACAACUUCGUGCUGAUCUACGAGCUGUUGGAUGAAAUUCUGGACUUUGGCUAUCCGCAAAACUCGGACACGGGCGUGCUGAAGACGUUCAUCACGCAGCAGGGCAUCAAGACGGCGACGAAGGAGGAGCAGGCCCAGAUAACGUCCCAGGUGACGGGCCAGAUCGGAUGGCGCCGGGAAGGCAUCAAGUACCGCCGGAACGAGCUGUUCCUGGACGUGCUCGAGUACGUGAAUCUGCUGAUGAGCCCGCAGGGCCAGGUGCUGUCCGCGCACGUCGCCGGCAAGGUCGUGAUGAAGUCGUACCUGUCCGGCAUGCCGGAGUGCAAGUUCGGCAUCAACGAUAAGAUCGUGAUGGAGGCGAAGGGCCGCAGCGGCAUCUCGGGCAACGCGGACAACGAGGCGUCCCGGUCGGGCAAGCCGGUGGUCGUGAUCGACGACUGCCAGUUCCACCAGUGCGUGAAGCUGAGCAAGUUCGAGACGGAGCACUCGAUCAGCUUCAUCCCGCCGGACGGCGAGUUCGAGCUGAUGCGCUACCGCACCACCAAGGACAUCUCGCUGCCAUUCCGGGUGAUCCCGCUGGUGCGGGAGGUCGGCCGGACCAAGAUGGAGGUGAAGGUGGUGCUGAAGUCGAACUUUAAGCCGUCGCUGCUCGGUCAAAAGAUUGAGGUGAAGAUACCGACGCCGCUGAACACGUCCGGCGUGCAGCUGAUCUGUCUGAAGGGCAAGGCGAAGUACAAGGCGUCCGAGAAUGCGAUCGUAUGGAAAAUUAAACGUAUGGCCGGUAUGAAGGAAACGCAACUGUCGGCCGAAAUUGAACUGCUCGAAACGGAUACCAAAAAGAAAUGGACCCGGCCACCGAUUUCGAUGAACUUUGAGGUUCCGUUCGCACCAUCCGGUUUCAAGGUUCGCUACUUAAAGGUAUUUGAGCCGAAACUGAACUACUCCGAUCAUGAUGUGAUCAAAUGGGUGCGCUACAUCGGCCGCAGUGGACUGUACGAAACGCGAUGCUAAGACACAAGCCCGCAAAGGAAUGACUCCCAAUACGCCUCAGAGAUUGUGUUGCUCUUCUUAUUAUACAAAUUUCAAGCUCACACACACAUUCUAUCCCUGUUGGAUGUGUGUUUGAAACAGAAAGUAAGCAAAAAGGUUUAUUGCGCUCUUACUUGUUUUGUUACGAUACACACACUGCUCUUUACUGCUGCCGACAAAAGGCUCCAUCUCUUUUUCCCGGUGCUUUUCCGUUUAGGCAAUUAGUAGCAAAAUGACAAAAAAGUGUGUGUUUUUUUUGUUUCGGUUAUUGUAGAGAAAUUCAUUCGAUUCGAUUUCAAGUACGUGCAAAUGUUGUGUUUAUUUUUGGCGAUACGCAAACCACGUAGAGAGCAUUUAGCAGCGGGGCGUUAUCAGUCGAAUAUACAAAACAAUAAUGCAAUCAGCAAGUACGUUCGGUCGGCCGGCCUGCUGUUGCUGCUGCGGCUGCAGCCGAACGGAAUAAAAUUUAAAGUAUGUUAUUUCACUAAAGCCGAGAGCAUAAUUGACGAGCAACUAGUAGCAAGCUAUCCGUGUUAUAAUCGAAUCCAUUGUGUAUAAGCUGCACCAUGAUGCAUGUGCGAGCCAGCGCGCGCCCGCUCGUCCAUGUGUGUGUGUGUUUGUUAGGUUCCGUAGACGAUCCUAUCGUAAACAAAAGUAUAAUAUUUAGUAUAGAAAAAGCAUACUAAAGGGCAUACCCAUUACGUUAAUCCUGCUAGCGCUUUAAGGCGGCCGUGCUUGCAUUCGGAAGCCGCGAAAGCGUGGCCAUCCAACACGUACGGUCUCGGUCUUUUCGCCUGCGAGUGACGCUGAACAAAACGCUAACGCCAAACAUUGCAACUGUUUGCCGGACGAAUCUCUUUGACUGUUUUGUGCGCUCGGGAGUGUAGCGGAGAGCCCUCUAGUAGACGUAGUACGGAUAAAUUUCCGACUCCGGCGCUAAAAAGGAUCUUUAUUGCAUAAAUGCCAUCAGUAAUCGUUGAGUAAAAGAAGCGAACCUCCCGACCCUCCCGGCUAGAACGCGAACACUGCAAAGCUUGAGUUAGAGAAGAAGGGUGGAGAUAAAGGAUUAGUUAGAAGUGGCGUUGCGUGCUGUUGUGCAUGUACAACUGAUGGCAAAACUGUUCCAUUCAGCAAGCGAACAACAAAAACGGCGGAGCACAUCCACCAACUGGAGCUGUGCCGAAUUUAUUGCUUCUGUAUAUAUGUAUGUUCCCCUAUUCCUUCCCUCCCUACCCCUCCGUCUCAUACUAACUCGUAUCGCCAUCCAUUCCAAUGCUACUUAGAGGAGCGAGGUGUAGAGAACAUACUCUCUGUUGUAGCUGGCGAAAUUCCGAACAUUUCACUACUGUAUGCUGAAUUGUAUUGAGUGACUUUUUUUGUUCUUUUAUUGUUGGCUGCAUCUGGCUACUAUUAUUACACAGAGUAUUAGAGGUACGGAAAAUUUCAAAAUGCAAAUGCGAAGCAAAAUUAACAAAAAGGGCCAGGCAUUUCUGUUGAACGGAGUGUUAUAAACGUAUGGUUUAGGACGCGAUAACUAUAGGUUCUUUUUUGUGCGGUACAGAAACAUGUAAACACGAUUCAAAACUGUAUGCGAUAAAUUAUUGAAAUCAAAGUGAAAAUUAAAAAGUCCUAAAAAUGA